AUGGCUCAUCGGGGCAUGUAUUUCAAAAUGAUGAUAUUUCACAGCAAACUGGAAAAUUAUUUGAAGUUGAAAGUAAAAUUCAUUGAUAUCGCAGAUUUCUGCCAUCGGCUGCAGCGAUCACAGGAUAAAGCAGCGCGACGAGAGAAAGGGGAACAAGUAAGCAGUGAUGAUGAGGAUGAUUUGCCGCCACUGAGGAAGAAAAAAGGCGAUGACGAAGCUGACUUUAUCAAACAUCCGUUCGCGCUGAAGCCAACUGCACCGAUUACUAUCAAUAUACCGGUGCGUUUUUUUGCAAUUUGUAACUGUGGUCCUCCUCCUAGAAACUAA
Molecule: messenger RNA, 327 nt
Organism: Gongylonema pulchrum
Lineage: Eukaryota; Metazoa; Nematoda; Chromadorea; Rhabditida; Gongylonematidae
Source: the annotation of a GenBank genome assembly